CUUAACUCUCAUUUCAUUCGUCGCCCCUUUCCUAAACCCUAACCAAAACCCUUCCUCCACUAUUUAGGGUUUAUAUCUCUCUCUCUUCUCCUUCACACUAAAUUCUCUUUCCACAGAGAAAAAAAAAAAUAAAAAAUGGGCAGCCUUCUUUUGAUUAGGAGAUCUUCUUCAUCAUCGUCCAAGAGAUUAGCUAUCACCGCUCUCAGCCAUUUCUUCUGUGAGAAGCCGCUCCCGAUUCCGUCAAAUGCCCUCUUUUCUCAACAUAUUCACACCUCUGCCACUGGUUCCUUUCUCCCCAAACCUUCUUCUGUAUUUGGAUUGACCAAGGGUUUCCAUUCGAGUCUGCCUUCGCGUGCUGGUUUUGCCGUCGCUGAUUAUUCUGACGCCGAUGAGAAAAGGGCUUCGAGUGGGCCCUCACCCUCCGAUGAAGGUCUUGAGAUCUCCAAGCUUGGUAUUUCUCAAGAGAUCGUUGGGGCUUUGGCCCGUAAGGGUAUCGAGAAGCUUUUCCCUAUUCAGAGGGCUGUCUUGGAACCCGCUAUGCAGGGUCGUGAUAUGAUAGGCCGAGCAAGAACUGGAACAGGGAAGACACUAGCUUUUGGGAUCCCUAUCAUGGAUAAAAUCAUCAAGUUCAAUGAGAAGCAUGGACAGGGCAAGAAUCCUUUAGCACUUAUUUUGGCUCCAACCAGAGAACUUGCUAAACAAGUGGACAAAGAAUUUGCAGAGGCUGCCCCAAAAUUAGACACUCUAUGCGUCUAUGGUGGUGUUCCAAUAUCACGCCAGAUGAGUACUCUUGAUCAUGGUGUUGAUAUCAUUGUUGGAACGCCUGGCCGUGUCAUUGAUUUGAUUAAGCGUGGUUCCUUGAAUUUGAAGGAAGUGCAAUUUCUUGUUCUUGACGAAGCUGAUCAGAUGCUUAACGUCGGGUUUGCAGAUGAUGUUGAGACUAUUUUGGGAUUUAUUACACAGAAGCAUCAGACAAUGAUGUUUUCAGCUACAAUGCCAAAUUGGAUUUUGAGACUUACUCAGAAGUUCUUAAAGAACCCACUUACCGUAGACCUUGUUGGAGAUUCUGAUCAGAAGCUAGCUGAUGGGAUUUCCUUAUACUCAAUUGCAGCAGACAUGCGAGAGAAGCAAGCAAUUAUUGGGAGCUUGAUAACAGAGCAUGCAAAAGGAGGUAAAUGUAUUGUAUUUACUCAAACAAAGCGUGAUGCUGAUCGAUUGGCACAUGCCAUGCAAGGGAACUUUAAAUGUGAAGCGUUGCAUGGUGAUAUCUCACAAAACCAAAGGGAGAGAACUCUUUCUGCUUUUCGAGAUGGAAGGUUCAAUACUUUAGUAGCUACUGAUGUGGCUGCCCGUGGACUUGACGUACCCAAUGUUGAUCUGAUUAUCCAUUAUGAGCUUCCAAACUCUUCAGAGAUAUUUGUCCAUCGAUCUGGACGAACAGGGCGUGCUGGGAAGAAAGGUAGUGCAAUUCUGAUAUACUCAACCCACCAAUAUAGGGAAGUUAAGUCUAUUGAGCGUGAAGUAGGAUGCCGAUUCACAGAGCUCCCUAAGAUAGCUGUUGAUGCCGCGACCAUGGAAAUGUACGGUAGAAUGGACCAAGGUGGUCGUGGAAAUUCGGGAGGUGGUCGAUUCGGUGAUUCUGGAUUUGGAGGACGAUCUGGUGGUUAUGGUAAUUCCAGGGGUAGUGGAUAUUCCGGUGGUGGUGUUGGUGGUCGCUUUGGUGGACCUGGAUUUGGUGGUCAGGGUUCUGGCGGUGGCCGCUCGAGUUUUGGAUCUGGCGGCCGGUCAGGUAGUGGUUUUGGGGACUUGGGUGGUCCGGUUAGGAAAAGUGGGUUUGGAGAAAGUGGUCCCAAUCGCUCGAGUGGUUUUGGGGACUUUGGUUCAGAUCGUUCCAGUAGGUUUGGUCGUGAUGACAGCGACGGUGACAGAAAUAAAGGGAGAAGAUUUUUCUGAACCUAGCUACUAUUCAAGUAUGAGAUGGCAUUAAAGGUGUUAAGGACAGAAGUUUACGAGGCAAUCUAGAAGAUGAUGUCACUUUGAAAGUCUCUUCCUUCCGUGACCAAAUAAUCGAAGACUUGGAUGAUAUAUAUAUAAUCAUUUAUCUCUUUGCUUGAAAAAAAAAUUAGAGAUUAAGCACAAUGCUACGAGUGUUGCUUAGGAUUAUAAUAUAUGUAAUUUAUUAUCUUGUUCUUAACAUGAUUUUCUUCUAGUGUUCAUAGUUUUUGCCGAUUUAAAACUUGGAAUGAUAUCUAGAACGUGCAAUGAUAUGAUGUGGUGGUUCUUUGCUAUAAAAUAUUUUAAAUUCAGUUUUGCAUUGUAUUCUAUAUCAGAAUGUAUACAAAAUUGGUUAUUUUGA
Molecule: messenger RNA, 2356 nt
Organism: Erythranthe guttata (spotted monkey flower)
Lineage: Eukaryota; Viridiplantae; Streptophyta; Magnoliopsida; Lamiales; Phrymaceae
Product: DEAD-box ATP-dependent RNA helicase 53, mitochondrial
Cellular component (GO): cytosol
Molecular function (GO): RNA helicase activity; nucleic acid binding; ATP binding
Source: RefSeq, a predicted model, not a curated record